Messenger RNA from Cuscuta campestris, 481 nucleotides. The record is from the annotation of a GenBank genome assembly. Lineage: Eukaryota; Viridiplantae; Streptophyta; Magnoliopsida; Solanales; Convolvulaceae.
GUGAGGUAGAGAAUUUAUCUAGAGUUUAAAUUUCCGAACUGGUUUUUAUUAUUUUUUUUCUUGAAGUAUUAUGCUUCGAUAUACUUAUUAGGAUUUUAGUUAAGAGUAGCCGGUUAGCUGCAACUCAUCAUUAUGUGAGGGGUUCGAGUCUCCCUUUUGUUUAUUUUUUUUCUUUGAAAGCUUAUGAAAAGGAAUAAAUGAAGUGUUUUUGAAUUUUGAAAAUUUUCUAUUUUGCACAUAAGAGUAAUUUGUGAAAUGCAUUUAUUAUCAUUACCAUUACAGUUCGACCCAUUGACCAAAACUGCUACAUAUGCCACUACUUCCCUCAGGUGAGACAGAGGAGGAAUUCUCGACUAGGUUGGCAAAUAACUUGGAAGAUCUCAUCCUCAAAGAGGGGCCCGAAACCAUAGCUGCUUUCAUUGCAGAGCCUGUCAUGGGGGCAGGCGGUGUAAUACCACCACCAGCAACUUAUUUUGAUAAG